CGUGUUAGAAGUUGUCCUAGGAGAGUAGAGGAUCUUAGCUGAACAUAAAACCGUCUCUGUUCUUUGGUGCUUUUCGUGUCUCGAUCCCAACGUUGGCGCUUCUUUAUGAAACGGGUAAAAAUGGGUCGCAACUUCUGACAUACCGCUGUUGAAAUUUUGUGCAACAUCAAUGUCCGUCGAGGAGGCCGGCGGCACUGUUGCCGAAGAUCCUGGGACAGCUGCAAGCGCCGGAGCUUCUACGGUUAGCGUGGAUAACAGCGAAGAACACGAAAACUUUUACGCUGCAGCCAACCAGGACGUGAAUUUUUCCGAACCCAAUCACGAGGGCGAACAAGCUGGAGACGAUGCUGCUGCACCUCCGCAUCAACAAGGAACUACAGAUGUGGUUGUCAACAAGAAACAUAACGAGAUUACAGCUGACCAACACAUCAACGCCUCCGCAGCGAAGGCCGAAAUCGAAGAGUUGCGACAGCGGGCUGUGGACAGAAGAGGAGGGAGGAUGGAAGAAGAAGAAAUCUAUAAGCGGGGGCAUAAUGAUCAUAUCGAGGCGGAGGGUGAGCAAAAGUACGCGGAUGAUCAUGCAAGAACUCGAGGUCCGAAGGCAGAGGCAGAGGCAGAACAACAUGCUGAGCAUGAGAUACAGCAGGAACAACAUGAAAGUGAACGGCAUAGAGACCGAGUGCACGACUCGGACACGUCGGAAAUCGAUGAGUCGGAGGACGUUCUUCGGCGACCGGUGCACGACGCCAUGCGGAGCAGCACCCGCACCUUGGUAGACGAGGUAUGGCGUUCUCAAACGUGACAUUCUCAGCUGUUACAUGAUUUGUCAUGCAAAACGACCAUGAGCUCCCAGACGAUCAAACUACUUCGCAUGACGAAUUCUCGACGCGCUAAAUAGCCCUAGAAUCCGAACCAAAUCUGUAAUGCAAGACGCGCAGGGUUCUCCCUCUCACCUGUGCUAUUCUUGCAUUACAAAUUCCUGUAACAGUCGAGAAUGUAACAUUUGAGAACGCCAUACGAGGUCCACGACGUUGUCGACAUGGUCACGUCCGUGUUUCAAAUGGAUGACCUAGUGGAGAAUCUGCGCUUCAACGAUGCGCAGAACACCGGCACUUCUAGCAGCAACGCCAGGACCGCCUCUGGCGGCAUCAUGAUGGGCGGGACCAACAACAGAUCUCCACCCCAAUCGCAAACUGCCGAGGAGAACGGCGGCACCCCUGCCGCCUCGUCAGCUAGUCGAUCAAGAGCAGGAACAACAACCGGAGUUGUAGAAGCAGAGAAACAACCUUCAUCCACCGCCGAAGCCAUCGUCGCUUCCUUAACAUCUGAAAACGUGCGGUCCACCGUGAAGCAGACCGUCAGUGGGGUGGUCUUGGGUCUCACGAGCGUAAUCGACGAGCUUUUGCCGCCUGAAGACGAAGAGGAGGCUCGUGCUGGUACUACCGCAAAAAACAUAAAUGGCAAUAGGAAUCUUCACAGUAGAGCUGUACUAGGAGGUGGUCAGGAUCAAGAUCAACUGUACCCCUUCGUAACGGAGGACGUGGGGUCAGACGAAACGGUUUUGUCCCAAGUUCCCUCUGAGGACGACUCUGAUGACCUGGACUUUGACGACCAUCUCGCGGAUAUCGCUACGAACAGCAAGAACAGUCGGAAAGACCCAAUCCAGUCGAAGAGCAACUCCACGGGUGCGAGCGGCACGGAGUUCUUCUCGGAUGCCACGUGGGAAGAGGUGGUGAAAACCACUGUGGAGGACGCGGAGUUGCGCACGACGGUCAGCGGCCUGCCGGUGCAGAGCAAGAAAACCACUAAUUCGGGAGAUCAAGACCAUCAUGUGUUCGACGUUGAGGAGACACGACACGAUGCGGUUAGUAGAAAUCCGGACGCAGACGCUGCGUACCAAGUGCUCGCGAACGCAGCGCGCGGAGAACAAGGUAAGAACAAGGACCACGAGCACGACGAUGACGGGAUAGUAGAUGUAGAAGUCUUGCACUCGGUAUCCGACGAGCACGAAGAACUACAGGACCACGAACAAGGAAAGCAAGGUCUUGCUUCAACAAAUCCUCGUCUGGAAGAGAAAGAUUUUCCUGGAACAAAUAACGCUGUUCCGCUGCUCUCCAACAGCCCGAUUCUUGAGGACAUCCCCCUGCCGGAACAGUGGGAAUCCUCACCCGAAAAGUCGUCGCCCGAGAAGUCUUCACCUAGCAAACAAGCGCCGCUAUCGGCGAAACAGUUUGGUUCAUCUCUUCAGGGCGCAGCAAAGAUUUCAACUGCAGUAGUUGGUCCUACCUCAUCAUCUUCACGUAGCAGAAGUAACAGUCCCAACUCCUCACCAGCGUUCGCUAGAGCGCCGCACUUCAUGGGGCCGCAGCUUGCCUUGGAUUCGAGAGGUACUAAGUAAAUACAUGUCUGCAGUUUUUGCAGCCGACAUGACCAUCAUCUGCAUGGAUCUGCUUUGUUAGAUAUGGAUACCUCCCAGUUUCAUCGUUUGAGCUGGCAAGGUAGAACAUCCAGAAUAGGAAUAGUAUAGCAUUACUGCACAACACCUACAGGUGGCGCCCAGCCGACGUCUUUUGUCUUCCCUUCCACUCUCCCGGUUUUCUCGCAAGACAUAAACGCUGGAACCAUGUCUCCGUUGGACCUGACCCCCGCGAACAACCCAGUUGAAUCGAGUCCCGAUCGGCCGCCGCUACUAGAAGAAAUGUCGGAUUCGCCCCUUCUCGGUCCGGAGGAACCGGAGUUCUUCCCUGAAAUGGACAGCGGAGCAGAUGGAUCUUUUCAGGCACAAGACCAGGAGACGACCGAGCACGAAGAUCCUGCGCCUUCGCCGAUGGCUGGGAUGUUGGCGGGUGGUGUUGAGGAGGCGGAGGCGGUAAAGAAGAGAGUUGAGUCCUCGACUCCGAUGGUUCAUCUUUCUGCAGCUGCAGGAGCCCUAGAACAAGAUGCGGUCAUUUCAGCCUCCGCCGCACAUGUGGUCUCUUCAUCUGUGGAGGAUGAGAACAAGCUCUCUGUUCUCGCCGCAACUUCUACUACGCCUGGAGUUUGUUCGGUUACACCUCCAGGGACGUCGAAACUAAAGAGAAUGCCUGCACGAGGACCCGAAGGUGAAAACAAGCCGCCGCCGAGUAGUGCUGCACUACCUCCAUUGCUGCAGCCAAAGUUGUCCUCCGCAGACGACCCAGAACUAUCGCAGCAAGAACAACCGCCGACCACGAGCACGACCAUCGCUGCCAGUAGCCCAUUACCGCUGGUUGUGGUCUCGGAAAGCGACGGGUUGUCGAAGGAAACCAUUGUGGACGACUACUUUCGCGGCAAGUCGCGGUCGCCCCCGUUGACCGAACCGCCGGCGAUUGAAAUCAAUAUGCCCCCGCAAGAAGAUGUUGUAGUUGGUGGACUGGUAGAGGCACAGGCAGUGCCGGCGCAAGCGCAACUAGGGGACGACGCGCAGAACAACGACGAAGAGGACAAUAAUCUGGCCGCCGGUGAUGUCAUAGCGGAGGAGAAAACAAAAGUGACUUCACAACCGGUGCGUCCGCAAGGUACUCCUGACGAAGGACGAGAAGGUGAACUUGGAGAACAACAGCUCCCUGGAUCUGGUGAAGGACCGUCUGUGUCUCCUGAAGUUCUUGACGGAAUGGUGAACAACAAUACGCACGGUGCUGCAGGAUCUUCAAAAGACAUCGUAGACGAAGACGACGAGGGGGACGGCAAUAUCAGCCUAGCAAAGCUGUCUUUCAGACGGCCGAACACCUCAGUGGCGUUCGGAGAUGGUGGGGAAAGCAGCGCGUCUGAAGCGGCCAAGAACGCCGAUGGACAAGAACGGAAUCAUGCGGAUGGUGAAGAUGAGGAAAACACCAACACAGUAGAUAGUGCUGCUCCAGUAAUUCCGGCAACAAGACAGAAUGCGUCCAUCACUUUCGGCGCCCCUAGCUCAUCGGAUCUUGAUGAGGCUCGAGAGGACGCCCCUGUCGGGGGCGGGGCAGAAGUAGCGGAGUCUGGUGCAGCCAUUGUUUUUCCGCAAAGGGCGAACGCUUCCGUCAGCUUCGGCGCACCGAGCAGCAACUCGGAGGCGGAGGAAGUUGGGAUUGCACCCGUACUACUAGAAAAAGAUGCAGGAGAAGAUCAGCCAGAUGAACAUGAGCCGCCCGCAACGGCCACAGCAGGUGCUGACGUAUCAUCUAGCGUUGAAGAGGGUGAUGCGGUGAAAAUGCCUGUUGCAGAACAACCAAAUGCCGGAUCAACAUCAUCUGAGGUCGCAGCUGCCAACAGCACUACGGCUACGACGCAGAGGGCCACCGCGUCGGUAAAUUUUGGCGCUCCGAGCGCCUCCGAAAACGAAGGAGACGGAAGAGCGGAAACUACAGGUCAAAUAAAUGCUGGUGUAGAACUUCCGACCGCGGAUAUAAUUCGUGCAACUAAUGAGGAUGCAGGCUCGCCGAACCCCCAGCAGGUACUAGAUCAAGGCAAAGACGUCGCUGAGAGUGUUCGCGCAUCGAUCCGCGAGGCGGUGCUGCAAGCGGACAGGGAAGUGGAGGAAGAGAACAUCAUGCUCAACUCAACAGCAGCUGGAGGUGGAGGAGCAGUCGAAACGAGCGAAACGAUACAACAAGAGAUGGGAGUAGCGCCCGAAGCUCCGGUCAUCGCGGAGCCCGAUGCAGCUGGCGAUUUGUCCCUCCUGGAGUUGUCGAAUUUAGACGAGGAACCAGAUGAAGAUGGGGAGCAGCCGCAGGCCGCGAUGGUCGUGAUAGACCAGGAGACAACUGCCACGGCCCAGAGAUACGAUGUCAAUAGUACGCAAGAAAAUGAAAAUGCAGAUCAAGUUCAAGAUCAACAAGACGAAGACAUAACGACCCAGCCGUCUCUCUUACCCGCCGGCCUUGCGGAACUUGCCGCCGGGGAAAGUGAUGCGAUGGCCGUCCCAGUGCCUGACUCCCCGCUGGUUUCCCCGGAAGAGGAUAGUUUCCUUGAAGACAGGGGCGGCGGGGAAUCAUUGGGUAAUAAAAAUCUCCCGACGUCGUCGUCGACCACGCUUGCGGGGGCAGUGGACCCAAUAUUCACUCCAGAUGCGGAACGAGCAGACACAGCUGCUGCACCCACUACAACCGAGACUAUGGAAUGGAGUGAAAAUGGUCGAAAUAACAUCGAGGAAGAACAAAACCAGCCAGCAGUCGUCGACGACGGCAACAUCCCACUAGCAGAACUUUCCAAAGCGACGCAGGAUGUGGAAAUCUAUACCUCUGAUGCUGGCGAAGCUGGGGAUGAUUCAACAGCAGAUUUUGUGGCAGACGCAAAAAAUGAAAGUACUGCGGAACUACAAGCGGACGUAAAAAACGAUGGGACUACAUCAACUGCUGCUCCACCAGGAGCCGUCGAGCCACAAGCAGAACAGGUCGUUGGCGUCGACCCGAACGCACGUAAGAACUGGGCGGAAAUUGUCCGGCGGAAAUUCAAAUUUGAAAAGCCUGGUACAAGAACUUCUAGGCUGAAGAAGCCAGAUUUCAAAUCCGUCGUGGACCAAAGACUCGCUUCGGCGUCACCGCGGGAGCGGUUGUCAGCGAAACGGGACAGGAUGCGAAAGACACGCGGAACUGCGAAUGUUGGAGAAGGGGGUGAGGAUCCAGCAGCAGCAGCAGCUUCUCGUGGUGGAAUUGCGGUCGGGGAGAACGAAACAAAGCUGGACCACCUGCAGCAAGACGAAGACAAAGGCGAACAGGCUGUAUCUGCAACAGGAGAUGAUGAUGAAACAAAGAACGACGUUGUUCUUCUUCAAAGUGACGCCGCCGAGUUGGUGAAUGCGUUGGAGCAGGAGGUGGACAAUGUGAAGCCAGAAAUCAAGUCGACCCGGUUCUUAUCCCUAGAUCAAAUGUUGACUCUCACCCGGAAUCUGUGAUGCGCAAAUGCGUACAUCAGUGCAAGCCAUAUUUUGCAUUUCAUGUGGGAACAGUUCCUCAUCUGCAUCUCAGAGGCAGCGCACAAUAAAAAUAAAACUUUGAAAAUUCGUGGUUUCCGAAUGUUAAUAAAAAUAAAAUUUUGAAAUUUCGCGGUCCCCGAACGUGAAUAAAAAUAAAAUUUUGAAAAUUCGCGUCGUCUGGCAUCAUCACAAGAGAAAAAUGCGAGAAGUCCUAGACGAAUAAAAAUAAAAUUUUAAACUUUCGUGGGUUUGUGUUGUCAUUUGUUCGCCAAGGGAUCCGGAGCAAACUGCGUUGCCGUGCUUCCGCAUGCACAACUGCCGUUCGUCGGCCCCCGGGAAAAUCGGCCCGCACUGAAAAGCACCCAGAGUGUCCCAUCUACACUGGGUACCCAAUCCAUACUGGGACCCAGUGUGGAUUGGGUACCCAAUCCCUGGGUACCCAAUUUACACCUUUCCACGGCAAGAAAGGUGUGGAUUGGGUACCCAGUCCCGGGGUAGCCAAUUUACACCNCUCAUCCGAGACCACAUUACCGCUAUCUUUGGGUCGUUGCUGUGCAGGCUCGCCUGAAGAUGUGGAUGUACCAGCUGCACGACUAUCUGCAUUUCCAAUUUCGCUUGUUUCUCCCUCUGCCUGAAAGUAGUCUUCAUCCGUCGCAGUCACGGCGCGCACUGCGUCCGGCGAUCCUUCGGAACUUGAGCCCCACUUCUCGUGCAACGGACUGGAGGUCGCCGGACUCAAAACCGCGUCGAGGUUGUAUUGAUUUUCGUUGUUUAUGUUUUCUUUUUCAACAUCAGCAAGGGUGGGAGUUUUGUCGACGUUCAGGUCUUGAUGUUGGGUCUCCUCGCGAAGGUCCAUGUUGUUCUUUACGUCUUCCACAUCGUGCCCAACCAGGUGCUCCGCAGUGUCCAAAUCAAACUGGACCUGGCUGGUUCUCUUGGAGAGGUAUGCAGCUAGAUAGAAUGACCAUCACCCUGCUCAAUUCUUAAUGCAUACAAUGCGCCCAUCCACGACAGGGUACCCAAUUUACACCUUUACACGGCAAUAAAGGUGUGGAUUGGGUACCCAAUCGACGUCGAUUGGGUACCCAAUCCACACCUUUAUUGCCGUGUAAAGGUGUAAAUUGGGUACCCUGUCGUGGAUGGGCGCAUUGUAUGCAUUAAGAAUUGAGCAGGGUGAUGGUCAUUCUAUCUAGCUGCAUACCUCUCCAAGAGAACCAGCCAGGUCCAGUUUGAUUUGGACACUGCGGAGCACCUGGUUGGGCACGAUGUGGAAGACGUAAAGAACAACAUGGACCUUCGCGAGGAGACCCAACAUCAAGACCUGAACGUCGACAAAACUCCCACCCUUGCUGAUGUUGAAAAAGAAAACAUAAACAACGAAAAUCAAUACAACCUCGACGCGGUUUUGAGUCCGGCGACCUCCAGUCCGUUGCACGAGAAGUGGGGCUCAAGUUCCGAAGGAUCGCCGGACGCAGUGCGCGCCGUGACUGCGACGGAUGAAGACUACUUUCAGGCAGAGGGAGAAACAAGCGAAAUUGGAAAUGCAGAUAGUCGUGCAGCUGGUACAUCCACAUCUUCAGGCGAGCCUGCACAGCAACGACCCAAAGAUAGCGGUAAUGUGGUCUCGGAUGAGGCGAACGACCAGAAAAAUGCCGAGGAGCAAAAUCCGCCAGAUCAUCCAUUGACGCUCGGUGAAGAAGCACCACUACCAGAAACGGAGCAACAACUAAUGGGGGAGCAAGAACAGAUGCAAGAACCCCAAGAAACGCUUCAACAAGGGCAGUUCGAAUACUCCACCGAGGGCGAGCAUUUCUGCGAGCAGCUAUUAGCCUCCUCAAGCAUGCAUUCGACGAGCAAAACGUCCUCUGCGGCGUCCUCGUUUGUGACAGCCGCUGCGGGAAGCAAGACGAUUAGUAAUGCGACAGAGAGGGUCAAGGACACGGUAGGACAAGAAGUAGAAGAACCUCAUGUACUACAGCAGCACCAGCCCCCAACGCUCAGCGGCAGCGGCACCUACCUCUACUACAGAGACGCGGACCAAAGUCCGGAGCGCCGUUUCAUGUUCUUCGGCGGCACGCGGAACGUGGACCACAUGGGCAAUUCUACUUUACCGCCAAACUACUGCCCGACGCCCUCGGAAUCGAGCUGCAGCUUUAGUGGAAGGGUUAGUGGGAACAACGGUGGUAGUGCUGCCGGUGGUUCGCAGAAUGUAAAUGCAGCUGGCGAUGAACUACAUGCAGCCGUCGCAUCUUCAAGACAGGGACAGCUCAAUGCGCAAAGCAAAAUCUCCACGCAUUCCAACACAUCAUCCUCGUCUUCGUCCUCCGCCGGCUUGCACAACCUCGAGAACCCGCCUCGGGAGCGCGCGCUGUCGAACCAGUCUCGCGCGGAGUUCUUCAUGAUCUCGACGCCGCCGGCGCGAGGAACAAGUGAGGAAUUGGUGGACGAGGUAGAAGAUUUCGCCGAGGAGGGUGGUACUAGGAGUGCGGGUAGUUCCACUGGUGGAACCACGUCGAAGAAGAUAAAGCACCGCACGAAAGUGUUCGGGAGAAACAGUACAGGAGCAACUCCCAACAACAUAACAGCACCUGGCCGCGAGGAAGAACUUCUCGUGCACCACCAGGAAGAAGACCGGAGUUGGGAAGAUUUCUACGGCGUUUCGCCCAAGAAGGGCUGUAGUGCUUCGAAUGCCGAUCCGCGAUGCACAACAACCGGGCGAUCUCCUGCUGGGGUCCUCGGGGGUCAACAGUUGCAUCCCUGCACUGGUGGUGCGGCUACUAUGGUGGACGCGGCCACCAGUCCUGAUCACGAGUACCGAGAAGACGUAGGAGCGGGGUCCUCUUCAUCGGCCUCUACUAGCUUCUCCGCAGGAGGAGUGUUAAGGUGGACGACGAAAGGAGGAGCGGGAGGAGAAUCACAAGGAACAAAUGCUGCACGAAGUAGUAGAAGAAUUCCAUCAGCUGCCAUUCCCGCGCCAACGAAAGAAAUGGAUGUACAGGUGGAUAUGGACGAGCUGGGACAAUUAUCGCAGUCGCUACUCGAGAGCUCGUUCUUGAGCACGAGUACCGCGCGGAGAAGGAGGAUAGAUUUGGGGGUCAACGUAAAGCUUGACAUCGACCCAAGGCUAGACAUGGACCUGCACUCAUUUCAUUUGUGACCACAUCAUGCUGUGCCGUGUGGUGGUGACUCUUGUCGUCCGCAGCACCUUAUGUUUUGCUAGUGCUAAAUGAAAUGAUUCUAUUCAUGGGAGGGACAGUACGUCUGCCACUGCCCUACACGUACAU
Messenger RNA from Amoebophrya sp. A120, 9192 nucleotides. NCBI's taxonomy places the organism in Eukaryota, Dinophyceae, Syndiniales, Amoebophryaceae. The record is from the annotation of a GenBank genome assembly.